AUGAGUCUGCUGCUGCUGCUGGCGCUUGUCGCCCUCGCUGCUGUCGGGGCGAACGCCAUCGUGGACGACAGCACGUGCUACCGCAACAAGAAGCGCGGCGUGUGCGAGCCCGAGAGCCUCUGCGAGUUCAAUUUCAACAUCGGCGACCUGAAUUUCAACCAGUCCUGCCGGGUCAGGGACGGCGUCAACUUGUACCCGCAGCAGAUCCACCUGGCAUUCGCGGGGAAGAAGGUGGGGACGGCCAUGACGGUGUCGUGGGCGACGUUCGAGGACGUGACCGAUAGCUCCGUCUGGGUCGGCGACUCGGAAGACACUCUGGAGCUUGUGGACACGCCGGUCUCCAGCUUGAGCUACUACAGCGACAAGGAGUACAACCUGUUCCACCACCACGCGACCGUCACGGGCCUCAGCCCGCGCACCAAGUACUUCUACAAGGUGGGCAGUCGCUCCGACGACAAGUUCACGAGCGACGUCUACUCGUUCAUCACGGCGCGUCCACCGUCGGACGACAGCACGUUCAACGCGCUCAUCUACGGGGACCUCGGGGACGGCGAGAACUCGGUCGACACGAUCGCAGACAUCACCAAGCUGACCUCGGACGAUAUCGACCUCGUGUACCACCUCGGCGACAUCUCGUACGCGGACGACGACUUCCUGACGCUGAACCAGGCCGCGGGCUUCUUCUACGAGGAGGUGUACAACAAGUGGAUGAACUCCAUGAUGCCGCUCAUGAGCCGCGUGCCCUACAUGGUUCUGGUGGGCAACCACGAGGCCGAGUGCCAUUCCCCGUGGUGCCAGAUCUCCAAGAAGAAGAGGGACGCGCUCGGCAACUACACGGCGUACAACACGCGCUUCAAGAUGCCGUACGAGGAGAGCGGCGGGGCGUUGAAUAUGUGGCACUCGUUCGACCACGGGCCCAUCCACUUCACGUCCAUUUCGUCCGAGUCGGACUACCCAGGCGCUCCCACGAACCGCAUGACGCUGUGGGUCAAGAACGGCAACUUCGGGGACCAACUGGGCUGGCUGGAAGCGGAUCUCAAGAAGGCGCACGCGAACCGAGCCAACGUGCCGUGGAUCUUCGUGGGCAUGCAUCGACCCAUGUACAGCGUCCUCAACUCGGAGAACGACGUCCCCAACGAGCAGACCGCGAGCAUCCAGCGCGCGUUCGAGGAGCUGUUCCUCAAGUACGAGGUGGAUGUGGUGCUGGCGGGCCACAAGCACUACUACGAGCGGGAGCUGCCCGUCGCCAAGAGCAAGCCGGUAAUGGACGGCGUCUCCGCCGACUUGGCGGUGUACGACAACCCGCAGGCGCCCGUCCACAUUCUCACGGGCGGUGCCGGCCAGGUCGAAGGAAUGUCCGAGCCGCCCAGCAACAACGCGUCGUGGAACGCGGUCUCGGACUACGAGCACUUUGGCUACUCGACGCUGCAGGCGAACCGCACGACGCUCGUGUGGAAGUACAUUCUGAGCGGUUCAGGACUAGUUCAGGACGAGUUUGUGAUGGUCAAGGCCGACCUCGACGACGGAGGAGCGUAA
Molecule: messenger RNA, 1536 nt
Organism: Phytophthora sojae
Lineage: Eukaryota; Oomycota; Peronosporomycetes; Peronosporales; Peronosporaceae
Exons: 1
Coding region: 1-1536 (511 amino acids)
Molecular function (GO): metal ion binding; acid phosphatase activity
Source: RefSeq, a predicted model, not a curated record